Messenger RNA from Prunus armeniaca (apricot), 303 nucleotides. The record is from the annotation of a GenBank genome assembly. Lineage: Eukaryota; Viridiplantae; Streptophyta; Magnoliopsida; Rosales; Rosaceae.
AUGGCCGGGAAUGAAGAUUGGAGGAAAACGGCAGACACAACAAAAAUGAGUGCGGAGGAAGUGAAGAGAGCUGGAGUGGAGGCAUCAAAGAGGCCCCCUGGUCAUAACCCUGGCGGUGUUCUUCACCAGCGACGCAAGCUUCCCUUUAGCCCUACCGCCAUGGCCAUUACCGGCUUCUUCAUCACCGGCGUCAUCGGAUACUUCACCCUUUACCACCUCAAGAAGCCUGAAGCCUCCGCGGGAGAUGUCGCCAGGGUCGCCACCAAUGUCGCCGAGCCUGAGCAUACUCACCCCAGGAAAUAG